Penicillium lagena is the source of this 1380-nucleotide messenger RNA. RefSeq lists its product as uncharacterized. The coding region runs from base 1 to 1380 and encodes 459 amino acids. NCBI's taxonomy places the organism in Eukaryota, Fungi, Ascomycota, Eurotiomycetes, Eurotiales, Aspergillaceae. The record is from RefSeq and is a predicted model, not a curated record. Gene Ontology annotation, cellular component: plasma membrane; cellular bud neck. The transcript has 2 exons.
AUGAGUCCAACACUUCGGCCAUUGUGGGCCCGGGAUAUUUCCAGCGACCUCUCCUCGGUGUCCAGCUGGGACAAAUGCAUGUCCAAGACCUACUGCAAGUGGCCCGUCAUCGUGGGCAUCAUCGUCGGCUCGGUGAUUGUUCUCUGCAUCCUGGCCUGCGUGAUCAAUUGUCUCUGCUGUGGGUACCGAUGCUGCACGGCCUGCUGCGGCUGUUGCUGUCCCUCCGGCCGGCGCAGAAACAAGCAGCCCAAAUACUACGACGAGCCUCCGUUGCAUCAGCCUCCGCCGCCGAGCGCAAACCCAACAUACCAGCCCUCUCCUGGCCCGCCUGCGUACCGCGGCCAGGUGCAGACUGCGCGGUUUGAUAGUUCUAAGCCGUCCGCGAGGGUCGACGAGGAUUCUCUGCCCGCCAUGCCGACCUGGGACAGCGCUGUCGAGAAGCAUGUGGAGGAUCCCAACGCCAAUGCAGAUGAGGUCGAGAUGGAGCCGUUGAACCCGCAGGGCCAUGGUCUGGACCGCAAGGGUUCGGUGUCGCCUGGUGUCGCGUACGCGGAUUUCCCGCCUCCGCUCCCCACCAACCAUGGCGAGUCGUCCGUCUACAGAGGAUACGGCCCCAAUGACCCCUAUGGCCGCCGCUCGCCCGGUCCUGGAGCUGCAUUUGGCGGCCAGGAAGAUCCCUACGGCCAUCGUUCGCCGGGAGUCAUGGCACCCCCGGCAGCCGUUAGUCCGUACGGGCGCCGCUCGCCCGGCUCGAAUGCCGCAUUCCCCGGACAGCAGGAUCCCUAUAGACGCCCCUCGCCCGGCCCGAAUGCCGCAUUCGGCGGACAGCAAGAUCCCUAUAGACGCCCCUCGCCAGGCCCGAGUGCCGCCUUCGGCGGACAGCAAGAUCCCUACGGACCCCGGUCCCCAGGCGGCAUGUCAUCACCAGUCAAUGGCGCCAUGACCCACAACCCUUACGACACCCAGCAGCAGCAGCAGUCGUACCACAGCCAGCCGUACGACGACUAUAAUAACGGCGGUAACGACGGACAAUUCCACGCCAUGACAGCCCCCCACGCCGUGACCUCCCCCUCGCCCCCCCGUGCCAAUGGCCUACUCGCCAUCCUCGGAGAUGGGCGGCCCGGGACACACGGCUCCCCCUCCAUCGGCGGCGCGAGCCAGUACCCGCCCACCUACACCUCCCAGCCAGCAGCUCCGUACAGAGGCAUGUCCCCCAAUCUCCCUUCGCCUUCGCCGCCCCCGGCCGGUCCUCUGCCCUCUCCGCCAUCUCAGCAGUACACGGCGUAUAAUGCCGCCUCGACGGAGACCCCGCCGAACAGAACCCCAACUGUGCUGCAGAGUGGCCGGAAUGCUGCCCCGGGCUCAUACCGCAAUGUCUAA